Messenger RNA from Thamnophis sirtalis, 1552 nucleotides. NCBI's taxonomy places the organism in Eukaryota, Metazoa, Chordata, Lepidosauria, Squamata, Natricidae. The record is from RefSeq and is a predicted model, not a curated record.
GCAGUUGUACAUUUGUGGAAGGGAAUAUUUACGCGCCAGUCAAAAGGAAUGAUCAAAUUCUAGCCCAUCUUCACCCAAACCAUUCUUUCUUCUGCCCACAGGAAGCCCAGAAACAUCACCUGGGGACCAGGACCGAACUCAACCCGCUCCUUUGUCUCCUGCCUUUCGCACAGGCAGUGACCCUGUCCUACGGCCAAGUGCCUCAGCAUCUCAUCUGCGGGAAGGUUUCGGACUGAGCGGUUCUGAAGGGCGGCUUCAUUCCAAGGCUCCCCCGAAGCCUCUGAGGGUCCCUUCCAUGCUGAUGAGUGACUACUGUGAGCUGGUUCCCAAGGUCCCCCAGGAGCCCCGAAGCCACGUGGAGCGCCUGCAGACGGAAGAGAGAUGGCGUGGCCGGGCUCGCAUUACAGAGACUGCCUUCGGGUUCCUGGACUCCGUUGAGGCUCCUUCCACUUCUCCCCAGUCGGAGGAGACAGGCGUGGAACCAGGGUUUGAGCGCCCACUGCUAGAGACCCCUUCCUCCUUCCAGCCUCAGGACUUUAACUCAUUGCUUUUGGCCCCUAACAACAAGCCCUUGGACCCCGGCACACUCAAGCACCUCAAGGACAUUUUUGCUACUCAUGAUUGCCACACAACAGCCCUUCAUAUUUUAAAGACGGAUUGCCAGGUGAGGGCCACAGAAGACAAUUAUUUACCGCUUAUAACAUUAUUUUACCCGGGGCCUGCUGGAAUAACUGUUGGAUGGGUUGUUGUUGGUGGUCUUGCUCAUAUUUCUGGUGCAGGAUCUUUAUCACAGUCUAUGCCUCAAAACGUGGAAAGCCUUACCAAGGCUGUGCGGGCAGCUCUGUUUAUGCUUCUUUCCCGUUUUGUGAAUCUGCAGAUCGCCCGGCUGGAGCAAACGUGGAGGCAUCUGCGCCAGAGCCACACCGCCAGCGCCAUCGUGUAUGAGAAGGAGCUGAAGCCUCUCUUGGGGAAUCUGAACAGGGCUGAAGAGAAGAUGACACAUCAUAAGAAGACAGCUAAUAAUAGGAUGGGCCCUCUGUGUGGUACUGAUUUGAGGCUACGGAUUCAGCUCAUGUUUUCCUUUUUACGUCCUUUCCUCCACUCAGGAUUCCAGAGCACUCCAGAACUCCUGGAAGUAUUUCAGACCGAGUUCUCCCUUCGGUUAUUCUGGGGCUGUAAAGGAGCGCAGGCGGAACGGCGUGAACGACACAAGAAAUUUGAACGGAUCUUGACUGUGCUUUCUCAGAAACUAGAGUGAACUCAUGGGAGAAGUAUUCCUCCCUUCCCCCUCGGCCAGGCCAGCUGGAAUGCAAGGCAACGGGUGGCAGAGAUGAUUGGUAAGAGGAGGAUCACUCAGUGCCAGAAUGAGAUGUUGAACCGGCAUGAAACUUGAAGGCCUUCCAAGGAAUGAAUGAGCAGGAGGAACUCCUCCGUGGUAGGCAUUCCUUCUAGACCAACAGGGCCAGGGCUGUGGGAAGAAGAAAUCUGGAAGCAUUUUUAACCUAUGCAAAGGAGCCAGCCUGCAAUAAAGAAAGUAGCGGAUGGUUUUUAA